Messenger RNA from Synchiropus splendidus (mandarinfish), 6191 nucleotides. It is a transcript of the gene znf608, whose product is annotated as zinc finger protein 608. The transcript is spliced from 9 exons. The record is from RefSeq and is a predicted model, not a curated record. Gene Ontology annotation, biological process: regulation of transcription by RNA polymerase II. NCBI's taxonomy places the organism in Eukaryota, Metazoa, Chordata, Actinopteri, Syngnathiformes, Callionymidae. The coding region runs from base 200 to 4186 and encodes 1328 amino acids. Gene Ontology annotation, cellular component: nucleus.
UGAGCUGAUGGAGAUGAAGGAGCGCUGACAGACUGCAGCCACACCUCCUCCUCAUCCUCCUCCUCCUCUCCUCCAGUGCUGCUGUCUGAGCCGACAGCCUCACGGCCCCGUCCUCGCUCCAGACCCGGGGACCAGUCUGCGGGUCGGAGCCGAGGAGCUCCAGAACCAGGCUCGAGGGGGCGGGAGACGCUGUGUGGAGAUGCUUUCCAGCAGAGACGUGGACGGAACCACCAGUCACAGCAACGGCGUCUGCGACGUGACCGCGGCCUCCGCCAAAGUCAAGGAGGAGCGGAAGACGAAGAACGUGAUCCGAGGCUGGAAGCGGGACAAGGACAGAGAGAGGGACGCCGUUGCCCGCGCACGGAAGGAGAAGCCCGGCGAUGGCUCGUCUCCUCCUCCGACCCCUGUCUUCCUCUCCUCCUCCGCCCCGCCUGAGCAGCAUCUCUGCCGCGACGCGCACUGCCGCUGCUGCGUCGCUCCGGACUCCGGCAUCAUGGGCGACGGAACAGCCGAAGCGCUGGAUUGUUCGGUGAAGAACGGCGGUGGUGUCGUGGUGAGGCGGCAGCAGGACGACACACCGAGCGCCAAGAAGCAGCGCGGAGCGGAGAGGCUGGAUUCCAUGUUCACUGUUCCAGCACCCCCCACUCCAGCCCAACCUGGAGUCCCCUCCCCUGCACCUCAGUCUUUCUCCCCGCCAACGCAUCCUACCUCCAACUCCAAGCAGCUCGCAGUAAGGACCAGGUCCGUCGGCACAAAUACCCAAGAGGGUGGCGUUGUUGGGGGACUAGAGGGCAACUGCUUUGGACCCUGUCAGCCUGGAACAAGCGUCAACCUGGAGGGAAUCGUUUGGCACGAGACGGAAGAAGGUGUGCUGGUGGUGAACGUGACCUGGAGGAAGAGGACCUACGUGGGAACUCUGCUCGACUGCACCAAGCACGACUGGGCUCCACCCAGGUUUUGCGAGUCUCCAUCCAGUGACUCGGAGAUGCCAGGUGGAAGGGGCCGUGGGAAACGGAUGCGGCUGAAUAUGACGGAGCGUUCCUGCAUUGAUCCGAGUCCAUCCACCAAAAUCAGGGGUCUGUCGCAGCACAGGAGUCGCGGAGGGGGCGUCGCCGGAACCGCAGCGUCCAUACACAGCAAGGGUCGGCGAGGGAGCCUGAAGCUAAUCAACAGCACCUGCCGAACUCCUCCGUUCUUCACCGUGGACGAGGUGAAACCUGCCAACGGAGCUUCUUCCCUCUCUGGUAAGAGAAAGAACAAACUGCCCGGGGACCUGGACCUCACCCUGGUCUCCUCCAGCAACAUUAAAAACGGCAAUGGGAAAAGGAUCAGAGCCAAAUCCAGAAGCGCUCCAUCGACGCCACAGGGCAAAUCCGACCCCUCAUUCAUGGACCCGGGUGUAGGUUGUGCUUCCUCACCUCCUCCCCCGCCCAUCCUCAUUGACUGUCCCCACCCUAAUUGCACUAAACGCUAUAAGCACAUCAACGGACUGCGCUACCACCAAACCCAUGCACACUUGGAAGUCGAGGGGCAGAGGAAGCCGGAUCUGGAGCCCAUGAAGGACUGCGAGAGCGAGGAGCGACUCUCGGACUGUGACGACACCAUCAGCAACAUGUCAUUUGACCUCUCUGACACAAACAGCACGAGUAGCAGCAAGAAGCCAGCUCCUUUGUACAAGGUGACGACAGUGGGGUCACCGAAGAACCGACGGCUACUCCUCAGCACUGACCACAGUCCCACGUCAAACUCAAAAACCAGAAGAACCUCACUGAUCAAAGAUGGGCUGAUUGAUGACUUGAGCAACCUGCCAAUCAUCUCAAACAUGACGGUAGUGCUAGAAAACUGCAUGGUACCCGACCGCAACACCAUGGUGGAGAUGCCCAAGCUCGAGGCUGAGGGUUUGAUCGAAAAGAAAGGGGGCCAAACUGACAAAGGCAAAAAGGCAAGCAGCAAAGCAGAGAAGAUGGCAAAGUUAAGGACAAAUCGGCCGAUCGCCCCGGCGCCCGCACCCCCAAAACUGAUUGCCAUUCCCAACGCAGCGUAUCCCGUCGCAAGUGCCGAUUUAAACACGCCACAGCCACCCUCCUCCAUGGCACCAGCGGGCCUUGUCAGCAAAAAUCUUCCCCUUAAACCCAUCAAACCAAAGCUGAACAUCAUCGUGGAGCCGAGCGUGGUCAAAGCCACGCUAGUCAGCUGCUCCAAUGAAACCAGGAAAAAAGAGAAGCGAAGGAUGAAGGAAAAACAGAUGAAGGAUCCCUCACUUCGGACCUCAAACGGUGACGGUGGAGUCAAACUGGAGGAAUGUAGCAACGGAACUAAAAUGGGAAUCAAGGAGAUUUCCGGAAGCCUGCUGAAGGAGCACCUCAGUAAACAGGAUGUUUUGAAUGGACUCACGGAGAGCCAAGAGAGCAGGAUGGCCAGUAUCCGGGCCGAGGCUGACAAAGUCUACACCUUUACCGACAAUGCACCGAGUCCUUCAAUCGGCACGUCGUCUCGGCUUGAUGUCAGUGGUAGCUGUGCGUCAAACUCAGACAGUAAGAACGACAGCCCCGCCUACUCGGAUAUUUCCGAUGCAGGGGAGGAUGGUUUACCGUCAGAGUGUCGCUUGGAUGGGAUUAGAUCCAAAUCUGGCUCCUGUGUUUCUUCAGAGGUGAGUGCAAACCAUGGGAGCGCCGGUAAAACCCCACCCAUCGUUGUCCCGUCCUCAAAAGACGCCCAGUCCCCAUACUACCAUGGCUUUGAGCCUUACUACAUGCAGGGGUACCAGCAGCCGGAGAGGCAGACGUUCCAUAAAAGCCCGUCUCAUGACAGCAAAGGGAAAGAGAGAAAGGAAGACAUGAAGGAGAAUGACAGAUCAUCCCAUGACUUUACAGACUCGAAGAAAGCUGACAGUCCGCCUCAGUCCCAACUCCAGCUGGCCAUGAGUCAGACCCAGACUGCGUUGGCUCAGUCACUGUACUAUGGCCAGUACUCCCGUGGAUUGUACAUGGACCAGAAACUUCUGAUGUCCCCGAAAUGCUGUGACCAGAUUCCCGCUGGAAAGCAGAGGGGGGAAAGAGGGGCGGGUGGAAGAGAUGUUGAUGAGGUUAAACAUGGAGGAGCCAUUCAAGGGAAGGUCCCAGAGGGCACGCGAGGGUGUUGUUCCAAACCGGUCCUGUCCUACGUGGAGCUGAAUGACGGUCGGGAUAGAGGACAGGGUCUGGGGGUCAAGGUGGUCCACGGUGGUAUGGUGGACCAACAGCAGCUUUCGGUGAAAGACUGCGAUGACAUCAAAUCACCUUCCUCGUCUUCGUCUUCGUCCCUCCACAACUCAAACAAACAGACAGAUCUGGACUCAAACGUUUCCUUUUCAAGUUCCUCAGACAGCCCAGCAUGGACUCACCGCCUUGCUCACAGCAAGUACUCUGAGCUACAGAGUCAACACGAGGAGGAGCCCUACGAGGGUGAAGGAGAGAGGGUGAAGGAAUGGGCAGCUGCUCUGGAGCCAACCAAGGUGACCACGUCAGAGCGAGCAGGAGGCUGUGACAGCAAAAAAGCCAGACUCCAUGAUGUGCCGGUCAUUGACACGGAGGAGGAGUCGGACAGACUGGAUGGUCUGGACGAGCAGAGCCAGGAGUCAUUGGAAGGUCUGUCAGAGGAGUCGCAAAGUGCCCGGGCGGCAGUCUCUCCGCCCAUGACGUCACAGCCCUACAUGCAGUACCAGCAUCCCUCCUAUCAGCCCUAUCUGGCCAUGUGUGAGGGCAGCGGGGGAUCCUACCGACGGCUGUCCCCAACACUGAUCCACAAUUACCCAGGUUUCCAUUACCCCCUGUAUGGGAAGACGGCAGGCAGGGAGGAGUCCGAGGUGACCCCCUCCAGCCGCGCAGGGGGAGUCGGCAGCAAGCAGAGCAGCGACUCAUCCUCCUCAGCGACCAUGGAACUGUUGCAGCAGAACCACCAGUUCCACGGGAAAUCACCAGCUCCCGGCGAGAAGGGCUCCCCGGAGGGCGAGCAGGAGAUGGAGCACGAGAGGAAUCACGUGUCGUUCGCCCGGCACCUUCACACGCACCACCACACACACCUGGGCAUGAGCUACAGCCUGAUGCCAGGACAGUACGACAUCUACAAAGGUUUAAGUUCCAGGUCGCUGGUCUCCAGUCAGCAAGUGUCAGGACACUCAUCCACAGAGAGCGAGGGGAAGAAGUAGGGUCAUGUGACGACGGCUCACGUGAGGAGUGGCAGAUUUAUCAGACAUCAAUUCCUUGGUGUUGAAUAAGCUUUGCCUCGCUGAGAGGCCGGAAACAACUCUCAUUUCUUAUGAAUGGCAACUACUUUUUUUUAAACGAACCACUGGAUCUGGAGGAGCGACCUUGAACCUCAGCGAAGGACGAGCGAUCCAGACUUUGUGGUGUUUAUGAAAAAAACGCACAUUUAUCGUAGUGUAUUAUGAUGAUAUGACUGAAUGUACUGAAGAUUACUAACAUUAUCCAAUAGUGUUGAUUGUUUUUGUAAGAACCUCUAUUUGAGCAGAGACGUUAGCAAGCCACAAAGUAUAUAAUUCUUCUUCUUUAUGAUGCUUAUCCGCGUGGUCCUCCUCCCUCCAUCGUGCUGGCGCUUCAUUUGUAGACCUAACUGUACUUGAGCGUGAACUCUGUUGAUUGUAUCGUCUUUCUGUGCCAGUAAACCUUCACGCCGAUGUAGAUAUCCUGUACAGACUCGUGGCCGAGCACCUUCACCCCUUCAUGUCCUUCAUGUCCAUCCCUCUCUCAAACCUGUGCACUGGGAUGCCAGUACACUGGCAGCUGGGCGUCUUUUUCAAACGCAGCUUUAUAUCUUAGAAAGCUCCGGGUGAGACAAAAGUAUUCCUAUUUGAAGCAGGUGUAGCGCUGUUACCAAGCUCCACCCUUAAACAGGCAUCACAUUCCUCGGUUUGAGUCGACAGAUUUGUGCAGCCCGACAACCACUUGAAUGCAACAGCUUGAGGCGAACCUUACCUCUCAUUGAUCUUGUAAUAGAAGGAAUCAUGGCCUGGGAGAUCCUCCACCAUGUUACUGUCCUCAUACUGUCCCCGGACUGGGACCAGGAGCUCCCAGCUGUGGAUUCAUGUGAGGUGCAAAGUGUGGAUGUUUGGCCCCUGUCCAGCUUUCUCAAGUGAAAUCGGAUCUCCUGAAAAUGAGCCGCUUGGUCACACACAGAGCAGAAGUCCUACUACAUCCAACCUGAAUUUGUCAAUCUCCAACACACAAAACCCUCUUUUCCUUUUACACACAGCGACCUAAUCUUCAAGGAACCAAGCCUGUUGAAUGUUCUAGAAUCAGAGAUUUAAACAAAUGCCAAUCAAGUGCCCUUAAAACACGUUGUUCCCUCCUUUGUCUGUUCAAAGUGCAGCGAGGCAAAUCACAAUCGGAUCGGAGCAAACGUGACCGAACAUCAGACGGCAUCGUGAAUUAUUUCAGGGUCGUUGUGAGGAGUGUGAUGUACAUUCCGAUCCAUUCAUUUAACUGUGGUAGAAACGCUUGUGUGUGUGACGGGGACGGUGGAACAUUUAGGGGGAGUUUUGGCGUGGAAAGUGAGGUGCGAGAGCAAGCACCAAAACAGAAGUAGUUCAGUUAGAACAUGAAUGAAGCUGAGCAAAAUUCAAAAGGAUGAAAGUCCCACGCUACCUGAAGUCUCACCUUUGAUCUCUCAGUCAGGGUUUUUGUUUUACUUCAUGAGUGCACACCCUUCGUCCAACAGGGGGCGCUAAACAGAACUGUUUUGGUACCUCCAUACCAUCAAAUAACAUUCUGCCCUUGGUGCUGAUCGUUCACAUGAACUUAACCCAUCCAGCGUUGAACCUCAGCAGCACGCUACACUUUUUUCCAUCCACAUUGUCGAACUUCAACGAACCUGUGUUGUUAAACUGCCGAUCUUCUGAGCAUCCAUCGAUCAACGUGCUGUUUGUUUGAUCCGAUCCCCUCUGGAGCGGCUCGGCCUUACGCCCCUGACCUCACCGGCAUCGUCUCUACUUGAAAAUAUUGUUGAAGAUGAACUUUGUUUACACAGUUUGCUCAUCGUUAAGCUGCUUGUUUGUUCCUGCGGUAUCCAGUUAAAGACACAUAUAACGAUCUGCUGUUGCUUUUUUAUACUGUAAAUGCCUUAAAUCAUAUGUUUGGCAACAAUCAUGAUUAAAGAACCUUUAUAUAUAUAUAUAUAUAUAUGCCCUUGUCAUU